Messenger RNA from Nerophis ophidion (straightnose pipefish), 1152 nucleotides. Its product is annotated as splicing factor 3A subunit 2-like. Bases 1 to 1011 code for a protein of 336 amino acids. NCBI's taxonomy places the organism in Eukaryota, Metazoa, Chordata, Actinopteri, Syngnathiformes, Syngnathidae. The record is from RefSeq and is a predicted model, not a curated record. The transcript is spliced from 2 exons.
AUGUCCCUGGGGAAGUCCUCCAAGAGUUUGGGGUAUGGGACCACGUUUAAUGUAUCUGUUCAGGAAACGGGUCACACAGUCCAUUACCCGGGUCACACAGUCCAUUACCCGGGUCACACAGUCCAUUACCCGGGUCACACCUUCCAUUACCCGGGUCACACCGUCCAUUACCCGGGUCACACAGUCCAUUACCUGGGUCACACAGACCAUUACCCGGGUCACACAGUCCAUUACCCGGGUCACACCGUCCAUUACCCUGGUCCAUUACCCGGGUCACACCGUCCAUUACCCGGGUCACACAGUCCAUUACCCGGGUCACACCGUCCAUUACCCGGGUCACACAGUCCAUUACCCUGGUCACACAGUCCAUUACCCGGGUCACACAGUCCAUUACCCGGGUCACACAGUCCAUUACCCGGGUCACACAGUCCAUUACCCGGGUCACAACGUCCAUUACCUGGGUCACACCGUCCAUUACCCGGGUCACACCGUCCAUUACCCGGGUCACACAGUCCAUUACCCGGGUCACACAGACCAUUACCCGGGUCACACAGUCCAUUACCCGGGUCACACCGUCCAUUACCCUGGUCACACAGUCCAUUACCCGGGUCACACCGUCCAUUACCCGGGUCACACCGUCCAUUACCCGGGUCACACAGACCAUUACCUGGGUCACGCAGUCCAUUACCCGGGUCACACAGUCCAUUAUCUGGGUCACAAGGUCCAUUACCCGGGUCACACAGUCCAUUACCUGGGUCACAAAGUCCAUUACCCAGGUCACACAGUCCAUUAUCUGGGUCACACAGUCCAUUACCCGGGUCACACAGUCCAUUACCUGGGUCACAAAGUCCAUUACCCGGGUCACACCGUCCAUUACCCGAGUCACACCGUCCAUUACCCGGGUCACACCGUCCAUUACCUGGGUCACAAAGUCCAUUACCCGGGUCACAAAGUCCAUUACCCGGGUCACAAAGUCCAUUACCCAGGUCACACAGUCCAUUACCCGGGUAAUGCAUCUGGCCUUCCUCUGGACUCCUCAGCUAUAGAGAGAGUCCAGCUGUGGUCCACUGAACCUUGGUCUCCUGUUUGGUGCAGUUGUCGUGUUGUCUGUGGACAGGAACACUCUGUCAUGUUGUCUGUGGACAGGAACAC